Messenger RNA from Paramuricea clavata, 23479 nucleotides. Lineage: Eukaryota; Metazoa; Cnidaria; Anthozoa; Malacalcyonacea; Plexauridae. The record is from the annotation of a GenBank genome assembly.
AUGUAUUUCUGUGACAUUUCAGAGGCUGAAGAUGCGAUGAUGGGUCGUCAUAAACUCUUGACAGUCUCGUGGAGGCAGUACACUGCUCCCAAAGAACGUCAUCUUGAAGCUGACGAAACGGACGCUGAACUGCGCAUGUCUCCUGGGUGGAAAUUUGUUGACGAAAUCAAACAAGUAUUUGAAAAGAUUCGUGCGAUUGAGAACGAUCUUGGGGCACCAGAACUUCACGGAGGAGACUAUGAAGAUUUCUCGAAACAGGAAGAUAAGAUCAAGGUGAGAUCCCACGUUUGAGAUAUCUUUUCAGGUAAUUCAGACACAAACCACGACAGCUUAUUGUAGAAUACUACCUACACUGGACCACCACGUUUGAGAUAUCUUUUUCAGGUAGUUCAGACACAAAUCACGACAGCUUAUUGUAGAAUACUACCAACACUGGACCACCACGUUUGAGAUAUCUUUUUCAGGUAGUUCAGGCACAAAUCACGACAGCUUAUUGUAGAAUACUACCUACACUGGACCACCACGUUUGAGAUAUCUUCUUCAGAUAGUUCAGACACAAACCACGGCAGCUUAUUGUAGAAUACUACCUACACUGAACCACCACGUUUGAGAUAUCUUUUUCAGGUAGUUCAGACACAAACCACGGCAGCUUAUUGUAGAAUACUACCUACACUGGACCACCACGUUUGAGAUAUCUUUUUCAGGUACAGUAGUUCAGACACAAACCACAGCAGCUUAUUGUAGAAUACUACCUACACUGGACCAUCACGUUUGAGAUAUCUUUUUCAGGUACUUCAGACACAAACCACGACAGCUUAUUGUAGAAUACUACCUACACUGGACCACCACGUUUGAGAUAUCUUUUUCAGGUAGUUCAGACACAAACCACGACAGCUUAUUGUAGAAUACUACCUACACUGGACCACCACGUUUGAGAUAUCUUUUUCAGGUAGUUCAGACACAAACCACGACAGCUUAUUACAGAAUGCUACCUGCACCGGACCCACGAAGUUAAUUAAAGAUAAUUUUUUCUAUUCGCAGAAAAUUGGCGAGGCUAUCGAUCACCUUCGCCCAGAAGUGGACUCCGUGUUUGAUCGCAGUGAAAGCGCUGUACAAGACUGUUCGGGCAAGGAAGCCGAAGCUAUUGAACAAGCUCUUGAUAAGGUAAUAGAAGCUUAGUUUAGAAUUGUAAGUUUGAUAUCGUCUGCACACAACGAGUUGAUGACAACAAGCACGUAGCAACUUGUUACGAACAGCCUAUAUUAGUCUUGUUGGAACAACUUAUAGCAAGUCUGUUGCCGUCAUCAACCUUGUAACAAGGUGAUAACAACUUGUUCCAGACUUGUCACAACAACUGGGAACAAGCAGUGCGAACACAUCCUGAUAUGGGCUUCACAAUAACCUUGUUACAACAUUUAAGAAAUCCUUGAGGGUAACUGCAUGCAUAACACAGGUUAGUCUGUUUCUUAAUCUUGUGUUUAUCUCAGGUUCAAUCUCGCUGGAGUAAGUUGAACAGAGAAUACAAAUCAAGAAAAGGUCGCUGGGAGAAUGCCGUGGCUGUCUGGCAACGUUUCCAUAAAGAUAUCAAAGAUCUUACAUUGUGGAUUAAUAAUGCCGAGAAAGUUAUCAGAGAGACGAAACUGCCCACAGGUGAUCUGGAUAUUGAUAAAGCUAAACAGGAACAAGGGGUAAGUAUUCAAUUUAUGAACUCUAUUGUCAAAAUAGAAUUUUUAGAUUUUUUUCCAGGGACUUGUUUCUCUUCUUAGAGCAAGGAGUAGUGAUUAAGUUUAUAAAUUAUAAUGGUUAAUUAGAAUGUUAGGGUUUGUAAUCCAAGUGAGAAUAUAUACAUUUUAAGACCUAACCAGGAACGACUGCGAAAAAUGCAGCACAAGGUCCUCUGGUAGGAAUUGAACCUACGGCCCUGCGAUUCCGGUGCAGCGCUCUAACCAACUGAGCUACAGAGGCCAGCUGUUAAGCUGUAACCAUAAGUUCAUGUAUAUAUAGGUAAUCGGGUGUGCGGGUUGUGAUAAGGUGGACUUCAAUGAUUUUGGAUUCUUGCACUUCACUUGGUGGAAUUAAUAUUAGAAUGUUAGGGUUUGUAAUCCAAGUGAAGUCCACCUUAUCACAACCCGCACACCCGAUUACCUAUAUAUACAUGCACUUAUGGUUACAGCUCAACAGCUGGCCUCUGUAGCUCAGUUGGUUAGAGCGCUGCACCGGAAUCGCAGGGCCGUAGGUUCAAUUCCUACCAGAGGACCUUGUGCUGCAUUUUUGGCAGUCGUUCCUGGUCAGGUCUUAAAAUGUAUAUAUUCUCACUUGGAUUACAAACCCUAACAUUCUAAUAUUAAUUCCACCAAGUGAAGUGCAAGAAUCCAAAAUAAUGGUUAAUUACCUUGUGGAAUUCGAUCUAAUCUCAAAAGGGGUCAUCAAACUAACAUAAGUCAUAACUGAUUCAUCAUUUCAAUGGUCCGGGACCAGACUUUAUUUUAAUUAAAAGGAGAUUUUUUUGUAUGUUACGUAACACGCGCUCAACUAAUGAGUAUAAUCUACCACUUGCGUUUCUCAAUCGGCAAACAAACUUUAAAAGUAUGUUUAGUGCUUUAUCUGUAAAAUUAUGCUAAAAUGAAGAGAUUUUAGAUGGUACGCCAAAGACAAAAUGAUGUCUGAAGUUCAGUAAGUUUUACUUUAUAUAUUGUCGCUGUAAAUUUGGCGUCUUUUGACUUUUAAACCGUAAUUGGUAGUUGUAUUUUAAUUGACAUUUUUUACUGUUAUUUUAAGUUUUUCACUAUAUACUAGAGAAUGAAGCUAGACAAAAGAAUUUUGAGUGGUAUACGCCAAAAUGAUUUUCGGUUUUGAACGCUGAAAAAAUUCACAGCCGUAACAUUGGUUCUACUACUAUCUUAAUAGAUGCAUAAUGCAGUCACUUGUCGAAGUUGAUUGUGCAUUUAUGCUAUCUUAUUACCAGAAAACAAAUUGAAUCAUAUUUCCUAUACAGGCCGAAUGUCUCCUGCAUCGAAUUAGGGUUUGUAACGUUACUCCCGGCAGGAUAUGGAGUCGGCAUUGAUUACAUACCAGCGGAACAUGCCACGCGCGUCAAUGCAUGUUAUAUGACACCGCAACCGAUUUUCGUCUCGCCAACAUUAAAAUUUUCUCUUGCGCUAUCAAAUUGCAUACAACGUUUUUAAAAAAGUCCCAUAUAUAUAUAUAUUUCAUCGUUUUAAUAUACUGCAGUGGACACGCGCAUAUCAUUCACAAGGUAAGAGUGUUGAGGUUUCUAUAACUUGUUGAAUGAAAUAUAAUAUUUAUGAUGAUAUGUAUUGCUUAAGCGAAUUUGUGAUAUACUCACCGGAUUAAUACAGGAUCAAAAAAUAUAGCAAAUGUAAAGAAAAUAUUACAACAAUUCGGACAUUGUAAGCGAAGGCCUUUCAAUGACUUUCGCUCGAAACGUUAAAUUCAAGUUAUAUUUUUGACGCAGUUUCAUCCUGUAUAAUCUUGAUCACUCAAGUAGAUUUUAUUCAACACUGGAAUCCAACAUUUCAGCAAAUCUGUGGUUUGGUAAUUUAUAAAUAUUUAACGACUAUUCUAGUGUUUAUAUUAUAUCGUUUGUUUUCCAUUCUUUAUAUAAAUUAAUCGAAUUAUAUCUUCUUAAACGUACUAUGAAUAAUUCAUGAGCAUUCACGUCAAAGGAAAUCAUCAAUCUUGUUGUCUUGAUAUCAGGAUAAUAAAGAGCUUAUAUAUUUAGUCAAUUUUUGUGUCGUUUUAAUACUGGUUCGUUUGACGACUUAUACAGUCUUUACUCUUUCUAUUCCGAGGGCUGUCUUCUUGCGAAGUAAAAUUUUGUCAGACAGGGUAAAGUGAUAAAGUUUAUACAAUAUCACCCUUUAGAGUUUCGUGGAUAACAGGAAAUAACUCUAGGAACAUGAAAUUGACGAAGAAACCUAAGCUAAACUAAAACUUUAUUUAUACUGGAUAGCUGUAUCAGUUCUAAACUGUUCUUCCUAGAGGUCCAGUAAGGAUCAUCUCUUAUUGAUCCAGUAUUACUACAGGAGGAAACCUAAACUAAACUAACUUUAUUUAUACUGGAUAGCUCUAUCAGUUCUAAACUGUUCUCCCUAGAGGUCCAAUAAGGAUUAUCUCUUAUUGAUCCAGUGUUACUACUGGAGGAAACCUAAACUAAACUAACUUUAUUUAUACUAGAUAGCUCUAUCAGUUCUAAACUGUUCUCCCUAGAAGUCCAGUAAAAAUCAUCUCUUAUUGAUCCAGUGUUACUACAGAAGGAAACCUAAACUAAAAUAACUUCAUUUAUACUGGAUAGUUCUAUCAGUUUUAAACUGUUCUCCCUAGAGGUCCAGUAAGGAUCAUCUCUUAUUGAUUCAGUGUUACUACAGGAGGGAACCUAAACCAAACUAACUUUAUUUGAAUCAGUAAAAGCGAUAAAUUGUGAUGGUAAAUUGUUGUAUAGUAAAGCUCAUUCUUAUCAAUUAACAUUGAGGUCAUUUCGAUUCACACCAUUAUGCUCUGAUCAUAUCGUUUUGUAUCAAAUUAACAUUGAGGUCAUUGCGAUUCACGCAAUCAUGUCUCGUUUACAUUUAACUAAUAAAGUGUUACCGCUCUGCUCGCUAUGAUAAUAAUUACGGACUUAUCGCGGGCACUACUGUUAAACCUUGAUGUGAUAAAUAAACAUUUAGUUAAUAUAUCGCUCGAAAUGACGCUAAUCUUUAAGAUCACGCUGGUUCAUGUUGAUUUAAGAAAUUCCAAGUUAACAUCAUACAUUGCAACGCAUCAAUCAAUAUGCAUGCACAUGGCCUAUUUUGUCGGUAUCUCGCUGGAAACAUUUGAACCAUUUUCAUACUUCAUCGUUUCCUAGGUUUUCUGGGAAAAAAUUUCACGCUUACAAUUUGCAAACCUUUUUUUAAUACAUCAUUUCUAUAAAAUUGCCACAAUGUGGAAAUGUUUCAAAUUUGCUUAGUGAAGCAUCAAGAUUGAAAGCCCUUCGAAUUUGUCAUGCAGAGAAUUAACAGAACGAAACAGAAAAUAGGCAAAGCUACUGUACAGAUUAGGUUGUCAGCAGUUUUUGUUCGGAGUUAGAGUUCGGGCUCCCUGUUGGUACAUUUUCCCAUCUUUAACCCUUUGAGUGCCAGUACUCUCCGCUUGAGAAGUAAAAUCACCUGGCGUUAGACAGAAUGAAAUAAUAAAUAGGGUGCAUUAGGGCGCAAUGGAACUUAAUGCCUAAUGGGUUAAACCUUGUUUUGGCUUAAUAUUUUUGCUUAAUUAAGCAUGCUUGUCUCCAUAGGAUGUCCGCUACCAAAGAUAAGCUACAGUAAUUUCGCUUCUCAGUCAAAUUGUUAAGUGUCUGCGAUGUAUACACAAAAACCACACCAGUAUAUACCAAUAUGCAAUGUUUCAUGUAGUUGAUACAUUUUACUGUGCUCAUACCAUUAAGGGACUUUCAUUGCUUUACGAAAUGUACAUUCUCAAAUCUCAAUCUGGUUCUUCCAGCCACACGAGCCGAAAAUCCUCUUAACUUAAGAAUGUAGAAAUCUGAUCACUCUUUGACCUUCGUUUUUUAAAUGAUUUCUUGAAUUACUUUUGUCUACUUCGUACACGGGGCUAUGGUCGCACAGUGCUUAAUAAGAUAGAUCAAUAACAGAUAAUCUUACUGGACUUUUUGGGAGAACAGUUUAGAGCUGAUAGAAAUAUCCAGUGUAAAUGACGUUAGUUUAGGUUUCCUCCUGUAGUAACACUGGAUCAAUAAGAGAUGAUCCUUACUGGACAUCUAGGAAGAACAGUUUAGAACUGUUUAGGUGCAUUCUCACUUUCAUCCUGAACUAAAUUAUGUAUUUUUCCUUCUCCAAGCCGUUAGAACAAGCGAUUGCUGAUCAUCAGAGUACGGUGACUGCUGUGAACACAACAGGGGAUGAGAUAAUCAAACACUCGAGUGUUGUCGAAGCUGAAAUACUCCGAGAUAAACUAGACGCUCUGAACAGACGUUGGAAGAUUAUCUGCAACGAGGUCACUGACAGACGAGAGCGGUAAGAAACCAGAAUAUACAGCUUGUAGAUGUUUGAUACAGUGGAAAUGCCUGGCAGGAAUCCAGCUCUGCUCUUCUAAUCUCGAAAUAAAUAGUGUAGAAACUCCCAUAAACUUGUUGGAGAUGCUGAUUGGGUGAUUUCAUAGCAACAGGCCAUCCCAGAGUAGGUGCAGGGCUUUCAGAGUAGGUGCCUUUGUUGAUAUAAUGGCCAGCUCUGGGGAGGGGGCGGUCUAGGGAGUCUUAAAGUCAUCUAAAUUAACAAGUGUAUAUUCAUUAAAUACCAACACAACUGAGCCCUGUAACUAUAAAUCACUACAUCCAUUCUUUAACGAGAUAACUUCAAGAUUUGAGAUGGCAAGUAACUAAUUGGUUGUCGAAAUGGUCGUGCCUAUUUGUCCAUGGCUCGAAAAUAGCCGUUUUGAAAGCUUCUGCGUUUAAACUCAACGCGUUGUUUGCUUUUUGUUUGUUCAGUUUCCACGAGGAAGAUAUGGAGUAUGAGGAAUUUGCUGACGAAUGUCGAGAUCUCACGCAAUGGAUGAAUGAAGUUGAAGUGACCUUGGCUCAACGCGAUCCUUCACCUGCCGAUCAAGAUGGUCUAAAACAUCAACUAGAGAAAGUCAAGGCAAGUAACCAAUUUUUAUCAAACCGUUGUUGAAUAUUUAACCAUUCAAUUGCAUUGCGCCCCUUUAUUAUUUUACUCUGUCUAACGCCAGUUUUAGUUUGGAUUUCCUUCUCUAAGAAGAACAGUUUAGAACUGGUAGAGCUAUCCAGUAUAAAUAAAGUUAGUUUAGUUUAGGUUUUCUCCUGUAGUAACACUGCAUCAAUAAGAGAUGAUCCUUAUACUGGACCUCUAGGAAGAACAGUAUAGAACUGAUAGAGCUAUCCAGUAUAAAUACAGUGUAAAGUUAGUUUAGUUUAGGUUUCCUCCUGUGGUAACACUGGAUCAAGAAGAGAUGACCGUUACUGGACCUCUAGGAAGAACAGUUUAGAACUGAUAGAGCUAUCCAGUAUAAAUAAAGUUAGUUUAGUUUAGGUUUCCUCCUGUAGUAACACUGGAUCAAUAAGAGAUGAUCCUUACUGAACCUAUAGGGAGAACAGUUUAGAACUGAUACAGCUAUCCAGCAUAAAAUAUAAAUAAAGUUAGUUUAGUUUAGGUUUCCUCCUGUAAUAACACUGGAUCAAUAAGAAAUGAUCCUUACUGGACCUCUAGGAAGAACAGUUUAGAACUGAUAGAGCUAUCCAGUAUAAAUACAAUUAGCUAAAGUGAAAACUGAAAAGCACAUUUACUAACUGUGCUAGCAAGAUCCCUAAUGACCAUCUCACUGUGACCAUCAUUUCAGGAUCUCGAGGAAGAGAUGCUGGGCAAAGAAGAGACAGUGCGUUCGAUACGUAAGACGGGACAACGUCUCCAGACGAAACCCAUUCUAUCCAAACCAUCACAAGAAGAUGUCAAACGGCGUAUGGAAGCCGUCGAGUCACACUGGCAACGCAUCAAACUGGCUGUUCCAAGACGACGAAAGAAUAUUGAUGAUAAACUGAGCGAUCUAAAGAAAUUCACAGAGAAUCUUGAGGAACUUUACAUCUGGACGUCAACCACGAAAGAUCUUCUCGACACUCAGGCUAGCCUUGGCAAGAUACAUGAUGAUCAUAGGAAUGUUGAAGUGAGUUCUGAAUAAAAAUUGUCUGAUAGAAGUACACUGUACACUAUGUCGAACGCGGGCUUGCCUCUUUCAUGACAAGAACAAUAACAACAACAACAACAACAACAACAACAACAACAACAACAACAACAACAACAACAACAACAACAACAACAACAACAACAACAACAACAACAACAACAACAACAACAACAACAACAACAACAACAACAACAACAACAACAAGUUUGCUUGCUAUAUUUAACCUCUACUUAUUUUAUUCAGGAAAUCAAACGAAACCUUGCCAACAGACGAUCAGUCUACGACCAAGUGAACAACACGUAUGAGAAAUACCAAGAAGAGAGCAUCUUGUCAACCAGCGCUAUUCCUAGCUCCACACACGAGAAAUGGAGAAAAAUGAACGCGGAGUGGGGAACAAUAUCUCGCUAUGUUGAUCAACCAAGAAUGAUCAUUGAACAACCAAUAUCUAUCACUGGAACUCAAAUGGUCUGCUCUACACCUGAUAUACUUGUAACACACGCUGAUGACGGUACGCUGAGAUUUGAUUUGCUUUUCUGUACUAACUUGUAUAUCUAGUAUAAAUGUAUAAAAUUCAUACUCAAUAUUUCCAUCUCCAAAAUCCUUCAACGUGAAUGAAAUUGAGCCGUUCGUAAUGAUAUAUAUAUAUUGGUUGAUAUACUGUAUUUUAUUACAAGAUUUAUUCAAUGAAAAGGACAAUAACAUAGUAGAUAAAAACUAAUAAAAUUAUGACUAGAUUAAGAAGAAGAAAGACAAUAAAAUAUACAGUAUUAAAACUUGUUCCGAGAGUCUUUGUCCAACGUAAGAAAUGCCGUCUUUAGCCUCGUAAACAUAGUAGAGCAGCCUUAAUUAAGCUGAAAGAGAGUUUUGUCCUUAUCCAAGACAUAACAAUGGAAUAUGGUUUUAUCUUCUUUGAGUGAGAUUUUCUGAGCUAGUAACUUGUGAUAUGUUGCGCAUUCCCCCUAUACCCAUUGCACUAAUAUAUUGUAUUACUUGAUGUAUACUGUAUUCACGUUUUCUCUUGUUUUGUGUAUUACAGAAGAGAAGACGACACCGUGGCCGAAGUUCGACAAAGCAGUCUCUGAAUUGCAUGACUGGUUGUCUCUCGUUGAAGACGUUAUCAAGAAUCAAAGAAUUAUGCUUGGUAAUGUUGACGAGAUGCAGAGACUCACUAACAAACAGAAACAGGUGAGUAUUUUAACUAUGUAAUUUGAAGAAAUCUUUUGUCGGAUCGAUCUUAUAAAUUGUGCUUCUUUUAAAGUGCCACUAACCCCAAAUAUGACUUUUCGUAUGUGUAAUAUUUGCGUCAUUCUGAGAAGAAAUGUAGUAUAUCUUUAUGGUAAAAAAACUUCAUCUUGAUCAACUUUUUCACUGUCGAAGUUUCCAGACAUGAUUUCAUUAAAUGAAUUGCAAAUUAGUUCACCUUUGUUUUUGCUGCUAAAAUUCAUAAUACCCGCUAAUUUGGACUGAAUGAGUUGAUCAAGAGGAGGUAAAAGUCAGAUUAAACAAAUGGCACCGCCCGUUGUAUAAAUUAUUGCUUGUCUUUCAGUCUGUGGAAGAUGAACUACGCGGAAAACAGUACCUACUCAAUGAUAUCUCUGAAAUGAGCUUCAAAUUGGAGGAGGAGACUGAGAACGAGUCUCAUAAGAACAUAUUACGUCAUCAAAUCCAGUCGCUCAAGGAGCAUUGGCAUAAUGUCCAACAGCAAUCAAAUGAUUGGCUCACAAGAAUCAACCUCAUGUGGGAUCUCUCGAGACAAUAUGAACAGAUUAAGAAAGAGUUAGAAACAUGGCUUGCCAAGGCUGAGGAGAGAUUGAAUAAAGCUGAGCGAGGGACUGGGAAUACUGUCGCUGAACUUGAACACCUUCUACAGGAGCAUAAGGUAGGCUACGCUGAUCUCUAAAAUAGUUCUGGACUAGCAAAAGUCACUGAUCUCUAGAAUAAGCACUGGAUCAACACAACUCACUGAUGUAGUUUUUUGCUGUAAAGUUAGUUUAGUUCAGGUUUCCUCCUGUAGUAACACCGGAUCAAUAAGAGAUUAUCCUUACUGGAACUGAUAGGGAGAACAGUUUAGAACGGAUAGAGCUAUCCUGUAUAAAUAAAGUUAGUUUAGUUUACUGUAGGUUUCCUCCUGUAGUAACACUGGAUCAAUAAGAGAUGAUCCUUACUGGACCUCUAGGAAGAACAGUUUAGAACUGUUAGAGCUAUCCAGUAUAAAUAAAGUUAGUUUAGUUUGGGUUUCCUCCUGUAGUAACGCUGGAUCAAUAAGAGAUGAUCCUUACUGGACCUCUAGGAGGAACGUACUGUAUACUGUAUUGUAUAAAAUGAAGCCAAGGCCCAUCCAUUGUUAGAAAGCUUGCUCCUUUUAUAGAGAAUGGUAUAUUAAUGCUAUUAUUUUAAUAUUCAGAGUUUCCGUGAAGAAGUGGAAAGCUGGCGAGCUCGUGUUGACAGAAUGAAUGAUCUUGGUGAAGAAUUGAUCCGAGAGUUUCCCGAACACAACCCGAGUGACAUCAGACUCACGUCACAUCGUGAUACACAACGAUACAAUAAACUUGUCUCUCGGUACGUAGCAUCAGUUUUAUAUUUUUGAAAUAUUUAAAACUUCUACAAUAUAGAAACCCUUAGAGUUUGAAAGAUAAACAUAUACGGUACAGUUGCUACAGGCCAUUCGACAUACAGUAUACACUGGAAACGCCAGAACUACCUUUACAAAUAGCAGAACUCCCUUUUCAAAUAGCAGAACUCCCUUUUCAAAUAGCAAAACUCCCUUUUCAAAUAGCAGAACUCUCUUUUCAAAUAGCAGAACUCCCUUUUCAAAUGCCAAAACUCCCUUUUCAAAUGGCAAAACUUGGUUUUCAAAUGCCAGAACUUGGUUUUCAAAUGCCAGAAUUCCGUUUUCAAGUUAUGCACAUGUUCUGUGGGCUUUACCUAGCUUAACACAAAAUAUCCGAGAAAAAAAUAAAACAUGCUUGAGCAAGCUUCGUGUUGAUUUUCAUUUCUAUUUCCUCCCAUUUCUUUCAAGGAUAUCGCAAAGUAUUCCCCUGACAUAACCCCAAUAAUGCUGAAUAAUCAGUAACGCUUUCUUAUACAUAUAUUUUCUUUCCCAGUUGUGAUGCAAGAAAAGACAAGCUCCAAGAACAGUUGACACGUCUGGUGCAAUUCCACGAGAACAUAAUCUCAGCGCUCACCUGGCUUACCUCAGCAGAGUCAAAGAUUGCCGAGUUAGAUAGCGCUGUUGACGCUGCUGAAGAACACCCAGAUCUUACCUCGUUGAAAGAAGAAUUGAAGGUCAGUAGGUUUAAGUGAGCAUUUCACAGCAGAAGAUGGUGGUCAAUCAGGUGUCCCAGAUUGGCUAAAAAUGCAACAUUUGUUACAUCAUUCUGUAGUCUAUACAUUUAUACAUUAUCGCACUAUUAAGAUGGAUGCACUUAUAAUUGCAUUUUUGAGCUCAUACCUACAGUACAGGUAACACUCUGUCUAUUGGUCAGAAUUUCCAUUUUUAUCUAAAUUCUAAAUUAUCUUUUUUUUCUUUUUGGGGAAAUAUUUUCUCGGACCCAUGCUCCGAUACUUUUCCACCCUUUACUGUAUCCCUCGAUUCAAAUUAUGAAAAUGAAAGUUUAUGAAAAUGUACAAGACUACAGUAUUACAUAUAUUUCCCUCCAGGCUCUGGAAAGCGACAUCAACGCCCACCAAGACACAUUCGCUUCCUUGAACGAAACAGGUCAAGUCGUGAUGGCAGAUCUCGCACCCAGCGAAGUUCUUACUGCACUUCAAUCGAAACUGGACGACAUGAACGAUCGUUGGAACAGUCUGAACGCACGGUCUGUCGAUGUUGGCGAUAAGCUUGAUGGUGGAGCUACGGAAUGGCGACAACUCUUCUCGGACUUACAAGAGAUUGUUGAUUGGAUAGAGAGAGCGAUACAGCAGCUUGAAGCUCAGAAACCUGUAGGCAGUGAUCUUGAAACUGUCACUCUGCAGAAUGAUACACACCAGGUGAGAACAUUUUCACAUUCGAACAUGACUCUUACUGGAACUCUAGGAAGAACAGUUUAGAACUGACAGAGCUAUCCAGUAUAAAUAAAGUUAGUUUAGUUUAGGUUUCCUCCUGUAGUAACACUGGAUCAAUAAGAGGUGUGAUCCUUACUGGACCUCUAGGCAGAACAGUUUAGAACUGAUAAAGCUAUACAGUAUAAAUAAUGUUAGUUUAGUUUAGGUUUCCUCCUGUAGUAACACUGGAUCAAUAAGAGAUGAUCCUUACUGGACCUCUAGGAAGAACAGUUUAGAACUGAUAGAGCUAUCCAGUAUAAAUAAAGUUAGUUUAGUUUAAGUUUCCUCCUGUAGUAACACUGGAUCAAUAAGAGAUGAUCCUUACUGGAUCUCUAGGAAGAACAGUUUAGAACUGAUAGAGCUAUCCAGUAUAAAUAAAAUCAGUUUAGUUUAAGUUUCCUCCUGUAGUAACAUUGGAUCAAUAAGAGAUGAUCCUUACUGGACCUCUAGGGAGAACAGUUUAGAACUGAUAGAGCUAUCCAAUAUAAAUAAAGUUAGUUUAGUUUAAGUUUCCUCCUGUAGUAACACUGGAUCAAUAAGAGAUGAUCCUUACUGGAGCUCUAGGAAGAACAAUUUAGAACUGAUAGAGCUAUCCAGUAUAAAUAAAGUUAGUUUAGUUUAAGUUUCCUCCUGUAGUAACACUGGAUCAAUAAGAGAUGAUACUUACUGGACCUCUAGGGAGAACAUUUAGAACUGAUAAAGCUUCCCAGUUUAAAUAAAGUUAGUUUAGUUUAGGUUUCCUCCUGUAUUAACACUGGAUCAAUAAGGGAUGAUCCUUACUGAACCUAUAGAGAACAGUUUUUGAAACUGAAGCUAUCCCGCAUAGAACUAUCUAUAGUUUAGGUUUCCUCCUGUAGUGACACUGGACUAACGUUUACAUUUAUUUCCUCAGACAUUCAAAAACAAGAUGAACAUGCAACGUUUGGUUAUCGACCGUGCCUUGGAGUCAGGGAAACGUCAUUUAGAGAAUCACGACAGCUUGCACCCUGCGUCACCAUCGCGGGCUCAUCUUGCUGAUAAUCUCCGCGGUCAACUGAGUAUAAUCAAAGACCGCUGGCCAACACUUGUCAAAAAUAGUGACGCUUGGCAGAAAACACUGGACGAAGCUUUAAGAGUAUGUUGCUUUGAAUGUCUUAGGAGUGUCAGUGUUCCAAUGUGUUCCAAUUCUGUGGUGUUUUAUUGGGAAGGGCCGAGGGCGGGGGUGGGGAGGGGGGCACUUGUUUUUGUCCCAAAUUGAUUGUAACACUCGCCCUAACUGAAUACUGUUUUCAACUUGACAGUUACUUAACUUGCUUGAGAAGAAUGUGCAUGAUCUUGAUGUGAAACUUCAGGAAGCUGAGAACUACAGCAAUAAGUGGAAACCAGUCACUAUUGAUAUAGCGCAAGAUCAGUCCGAAAAUAUGAAGGUAUGAGAGAUUAGAGUAUACCGCGGAUAGCUCUAACAGUUCUAAACUGUUCUUCUUAGAGGUCCAGUAAGGAUCAUCUCUUAUUGAUCCAAUUAACAAUUCACGUGUGUUCUCUAGCAUUUCCACAGCAUGACUUCUCCUAUGCAAGGAAUGUUUGAUGAUGUUGAUGGUGUAGAGAACAACUUACGACGAUAUAACGUCAUCCUGCCCUCUCCCUUGCAAAACCGUAUCGAUGAUCUGCACAGACGAUGGAAGGAACUGCAACUGAAGAUGUUGAAUAGAGAGAAUGUCAUCCAGGAGAAUAUCACCGAAUAUGACAUGAAUAUCACUCAGGAACCUUUGCAAGGUAAGGUAUAGUACGUCCAAGGCAGACUGUGGCACGAUUUCGUGCAUGCAUCAUUGCCUGUAUAUACAGGGUGUAUCAAAAAAAAGGUAAUCGAACUUCAGCGCGCUGUUGUAUCUGAAUUACUCUGCGUAUGAACGAUAUUUUUCACAUUUGGAAAGGUCAUGCUUUUAGCUGUUGAAUGAUAUCUUCUUCAUGCCAAAUGGAUAAAAAAUGAGCAAAUACGAAUCCGACAAAAAAUGUUAGUCAGAAUCGCAUAUUUUCACCGUUGAGAGUUGGGUCUAAAACCAUUGAAAAUGAACCCCCUUUAGGACUUAAGUUGAUGAGUUUCACUUCAUUAAACUGCACACAUAUUCAUAAUAAUUAUUAAGUCGGAAUAAAUCUACGACACGUUCGUGAUUAAUUGCUUUUUCUUUUGUUAUGCAUUGUUUUAAUUAGGCACAGAGGUGAAAAUAUGCGAUUUUGACUAACAUUUUUAAUCGGCCUCGUACCUGCUUAUUUUUUCUCCACUUGUCAUGAAAAGCAUGUCACUCAAUAGCUAAAAUCCCGAUUUUUCCGAAUAUGAAAACCAGUUGUUCAUACGCCAAGUAAUUCACGUAUAAUAGCGCGCUGAAGUUCGAUUACCUUUUUUUUUAUACACCCUGUACAUCGCUCCAUUUUAGCUUUCUCAGAAAAUACUUACAGUACUGUAUACACAAACUUUUUAAUUCUUGACGUCUUGUUUUACAGCAAGCGUAGUACGACCUUGGGAAAGAGCAAUAUCUGCUAACAAAGUUCCAUACUACAUCAAGUAAGUUGAUAAACAGUAUACUCUAGUGCUUCCCUGUUUUCUUGACAAGCAAAUGAUUCACAGCGAACAACAUUAAGAUUGAAAAGCUUCAAACUAUUGCGUUGUCAUAUGAAAAUAUUAUUUUACUUUAUAUACUAUACAACAUCCAGAAUAGAACUAGAUUGUUGCAUAUUUGUUACUCGUUGUCCCCAAAUGGAAGGGUGUGGCAUUUCAACUCAUAAUCUUUCAUGAAUGACAUAUAAGUUGUUACAUAUUUAUUGGUUUCAAAAUAUUUGAUUUUCUUACUUCUCAUAUGGAAUAGCCCUGAAACUAAGCAGAACUUGCUUACUCAUUGAAGUUUGUUUUUUCAGCCACAAGACGGAGACGACCCAAUGGGACCAUCCCAAGAUGACUGACCUAUACCAUCAGCUGAGUAAGCUUACAAAUGAACAUUCUCUAUUAUAUUUGUGUAUUGUAGUACCAUUUAAUUGGAUUGUCAGUUGAUUUCUAUUUUAAAUGUUUACGUUUUAGCGGAGUUAAAUGAUGUGAAAUGGAGUGCGUAUAGAACUGCCAUGAAAUUAAGAUGUAUUCAGAAGGCUGCUGGAUGUAAGUUAAUAAAGUAGAAAAUUUUUAUAACCCUUUAUACUGGAUAGCUCUAUCAGUUCUAAACUGUUCUCCCUAAAGGUCCAGUAAGGAUCAUCUCUUAUUGAUCCAGUGUUCUACAGGAGGAAGCCUAAACUAAACUAACCUUAUUUAUGCUGGAUAGCUCUAUCAGUUCUAAACUAUUCUUCCUAGAGGUCCAGUAAGGAUCAUCUCUUUGAUCCAGUGUUACUGCAGGAAGAAACCUAAACUAAACUAACUUUAUUUAUACUGGAUAGCUCUGUCAGUUCUAAACUGUUCUUCCUAGAGGUCCAGUAAGGAUCAUCUCUUUUUGAUCCAGUGUUACUACAGGAGGAAACCUAAACUACAAAACUAAGCACUGUGAGAUCACCACACUCAAAAUCUCAUCUAUGUUAUUUUCCAGUGGACAUGGUUGAAAAGAAUGCCGUAGUCGAAGCCUUAGAACGUCACAACAUGCAUGGCUCUCACGAGGACGUCAUUGGUGUAUCUGAAAUGGUUAAAGUUCUCACUUUCAUCUUUGAUAAACUGGACGAGAAGGAGAAAGAAGGCAUCGAUGUUCCGUUAUCCAUUGAUUUCAGUCUUAACUGGUUGUUGAAUGUUUAUGACAGGUACAUAUGAACUGAGGUUAUUUCUAUACUACUCUAGCUGUCCACUUUUGUGUUGCAAUACUGGUAGGCAUGAAGGUAAACCAAGCCCAAUUAACCUGUUAAGUGCAGUGUUACAGUAUUAUACUGUAGAAGGAAACCUGAGUUUGGUAGUGUCGAACUGGAGGCAUUGAGAUGAAAUUAUAAUGAGACAACUUCAUGUUGCAAGAAUCAAACCUCAGUCACAGUGAAACUAUGGUUCAUAAAAAUAUUUUCUUAACUAUGCACGCGUAGAUUUUUAGGUUUGCUGUUUCCAAGAAAUAUUUGACCAAAAUUUUUGUAUUUCUAGUGGCCGUAUUGGAAAAGUCCGUGAAUUGUCUUUCAAGAUCGGUUUGAUCAGCAUGUCCCAAGGACCAUUGGACGAGAAAUAUAGAUGUAAGUGUCCAGUAUAUCUCUACAAUAUAACACGCCCAACAAUACAAUAUCCAACGGUCAGUGUUGGUAGAGUUGUACUGUAUUUUUCAGGUACUGUAGAUCUAUGCUUCGCAAUCCACAGUUAUACUGUAACAAUAUAAUAGCAUGAAGUUUAUCUUGUUUCAAUAAAAAAAAAGUAUAAACACGCUGGACGUUUCUAAAAUAAAGAAAAUUGCCCUGAGUUAGCUAAGCAUUGAAUAUACAUAGCUGUAUCAAACUGCGAUCGAAAAUAUUUUUGGCAAUAGCCUUGCAAGUUUCUUUAAGAUGUUUUGAAAUCGUUCUGAAUUGUCUGGUAGGAUUUUAUAGUGAAGAAAAAUGUCAUGACAGAAAUUUAUAUAUUUUCAUUUAUUCUCAUAUAAACUGCGUAUACAGGCAACUUAUUAUCUUGUACUCUAUUUUCAGAUCUAUUCUCUCUCGUGGCCGACCAAACUAACCAUGUCUCUCCAAAGAAACUGGGUCUUUUGUUACAUGAUCAGCUCCAAGUAUGUUUAUGUCUGCCGUUUCCUUUAUGCAGUCUACUGAAUUUAAUUGCGCAAGAGAUGUUAUGCAGGCUAAAGUUUUGUCUUUAUGUUUUGAAUGUAUGUUUUAAAAUUUCUCACGGUAUAGAUUCCAAAACAACUCGGCGAGGCUGCAGCGUUUGGUGGCAGUAAUAUUGAACCUAGUGUGAGGAGCUGCUUUGAGCGGGUAUGUUAACUAUUUUGUAAACUAAACUAUACUAACUUUAGUCUGCAUGCUCUGUCUAAAUCAUAGUCUUUGCGUAAAGGCUGUUCAUUGCUUGUCAAGUGUAACUACAGAAGGAAAACUAAACCAGCAUUAUUGAUGCUGCUGUAGCUCUAUCAUUUCUUGCGGUGUUUGACCACAGUUAAUAGAAUACGUGGUUUGGAGACUCGAUGAAAGUACAAUAUAACUCAUUAACUAUGUUGGUUUCGGUUUAUGCAAGAAUUUGGGCCUAUCUCGUCACGUGUGUAUUGUAUUUUUUCCCGCACAACCAAUAGCAAUGUUUAAAUUGAGCGUUUGUUCAAGCUACGGAUGGAUAACUCAACCACAAACUUGUUAUAGGUUAUUUGAGCGAAAAUACAAUAUACACGUGACGAGAUAGGACCAAAUUCUUGCAUAAAGCUGGACAAUAACAUACUGUAGUUAAUGAGUUGUAUUGUACUUUAUACGAGUCUCCAAACCAUCUAUUAAAAUAACUGUGGUUUGACUGAAAGCAAACUGGAAGCACUCUUCUCACAAGUGACUGAGGUGAAAUUAUAAUGAGACAGCUGCGCAUUGCAGAAAUCAAACCUCAGUCACAGAGAUGAAAAACACAUUCACUACAUAACCACUAUGUUUCCAGCAGCCCUUGCUAAAGAAGUGAUUAAGGUUAUAAAAGGAUUAAGGAUUUACUAAACCGUAUCUUCUUAGGCAAAGAAACCAGACUCGAUCGCUGCACAACAGUUCAUGGAUUGGCUUGAGAAGGAACCACAAAGUGUGAUAUGGAUCCCCACCUUGCAUCGUCUCGCCAGUUCUGAGAGCGUGAAACAUGAAUCAAAAUGUCAAAUCUGUAAAGAAUAUCCUAUCGUUGGUCUUCGCUUCAGAUGUUUGAAAUGUUUCAAUUAUGAUAUUUGUCAAAGUUGUUUCUUCUCUGGACGGACAUCGCGAAAUCAUUAUGUCACCCAUCCUAUGCACCAGUAUUGUCUGUCGGUAAGAAUGUCUAAUAUACCGCAAACCUUUCUCUUAAAUCGCUCUCUUGAAUAACAAAAAAAUCACUCUCUAAUACGCUUCCUCUGUAAUAAGCCCCCUCUCCAAUAAACCCCACCACCCUCUAAUAAGCCACCCUCUCUGAUGAGUUCCCUCCCUAAUACGCUCUCUCUCUAAUAAACCUCAUCCUCUAAUAAGACCCCUCUCUAAUAAACCCCACCACUCUCUAAUAAACUCCACCACCCUCUAAUAAACCCCGCCACCCUCUAAUGAGCCACCAUCUUUAAUACGCCCCUCUAUAAUGAACCACACUACUCUCUAAAUAAGCCACCCUCUCUAUAGCCUGCGUAGCAGGCGGUAGAAGCUAGAAAUACCGCCUGCCCAAAAACUACACAUUAUGAGUUCCGCCCACCGCAUGGUCCCGCCCAUCUUAAUGUAUUUUAUAUAUUUUAAUUAUUUGUCAAACUCACGUAUUUACACCAGUGCAAAUAUACGGCUUUGACGUUUCAUAUCUUCGGUUCAUUCAAUGCUAUGAAGACAAAAAUACCACGUUCGAUUCAGUGUAACAAUAUGUCCUCAUUCAUAGCGAUAGUUUUAGUCGAUGUCAACAUUAUAGCGAUUUAUGAGCUUUGAAAGUCAAGCGAGUUCGUGUAUUAUAAAUUACGCAAUUGUCUGAACAAAAAUAUAGACUAGCCAUACCUUUCGCCGAACACAACUUCGGCCCCUUCAGACGUAACUUUGUAAUAGGCUUGUUCCAAUCGCUAUCAAAAACACAACUUAGAGUGUCAUUUACGAGCCUGUAUCUUCAAAUCUGCACUUUUAUCACGGUAUCACAUCUUCAAGCAACAAAUGUUGGAUUGAUAUUCGUUGUUCAUUCUUCAAGACGAAGCGAUUUCCGAUUCCAGAUAAAGAUUAAAGAAUUCAACGCUUAAUUCUCAAUUAAUACAUUCGUUAUCUUUUGGUUAGUGUAUGCCAUCACUCGAUAUAUCGGUAUCAAUUACGAAAAUAACAAUAGUUUAUAUUAUAAAUACGGCAACAGUAACUGCUAAAAUUAUUAACAAACCUCCUCUUCUCUGAAGAUUAAGUCAAAAACGUUAGGCUGCUAAUACUAAGUUGAAAGGAAAUGUUUGUAUUGUAGACAACAGGACCAGAAGACGUGAAGGACUUCUUCAAGGUCGUGAGAAACAAAGUGAAACCACGCAAGUACAAGAACAAACCUCCCAAGCAUCUUGGAUACCUGCCUGUGCAGACUGUCAUGGAAGGAACCAAUCUUGAAACACCUCAAUCUCCACCACCUGGUCAUAAUCAAGACAUGCAUAAUAAACUGGGCUUGUAUGCUAACCGGUAAGCAAUGAUUUUACACAUCCUGACCACAGAAGAUGGAUGUAUUUUACACCGUCAAAGUGAUCACAGUAACAAUUUUGCGUACAGUAGCGAAAUUCUAAGUUUUGAAGGAUUCGUAACAAAUGUUUGAAUGUCUGUUUAACCCUGAUUCAGUUUCCUCAAACAUUUCUUACAAAUCCUUCAAAACUUAAAAUUUACCCAUGCAAAAUUCCUACUGUGAUCACAGAAACUUUGAUAGUGUUAAUCAGACUUUAGCUUUUGAAGUUAUCAUCUCAUAAAACAACAAUAUUUAUAAAAUUAAUUAAUCAUUUGUAGGCUGGCUGACUUGGAAGCAAAUGCAAACUUCAAGACACCUCAGAAGAAAGGCAAGGGGUAAGUAUAUUAAAAAAAUUAAAUAUGGAAGAAAUGCAAUAACAUAAACUAAACUUGAUUUGCACUGGAUAGCUCUACCGAGUUCUCCCUAGAGUUCAAGAAGGAUCAUCUUUUGUUGAUCCAGUGUUACUACAGGUGUUUGGUAGAGUCAAACUGGAAGAACUCUUCUCACAUGAAAAUGAGGUGAAAUUAUAAUCAGCAACUGCAUAUUAGAGAGGCUCAGAUUUCCGUUAUCCUACCACUGAGUAAUCAGACGCGAUUCGCAACCUAAACUCCUGUUUAAAUUAAACUAUUGCUAGUAAAAUAUAACGCGUCAGGCUUUACACUCUUGCAAUGCAACAACCUUCCAAUUUCUGCUUUUGUUGUAUCAAUGUAUUUUGUACUUUAAAACUUUAAUUUUAUUUAACUUCCAGUAAAGCUAACGGCGAUGUAUAUGAUGAGCAUAAGCUAAUAGCACGAUACUGCAAGAGGUGUGUGCAUUAAUAUCACGGUAAAAUAACUAAGCUACCCUGGUUUACUGUCGUUCCAAUUGAAGUGUUGCUCAAAUAUUGAUUCAAUACAUUACCUCGGGCUGACCAAUUCAUUUCAUCAAGUUCCUCAAGAUAUUCAUACACUUCCCAGUAUAAUUGUAAACUUCCUGUUGAAUAGUUUGAAUGCACCAAUCACCUUUGUCGUUUGUGCAACUAACCAAUCAUAAAUAGAAAGGAAGUGACCAGAAAUGAUCAAAUACUUGGAAUUGGCUCUUUCACAGGAAGUGUAUGAAUAUCUCGAGGAACUUGAUGAAAUGAAUUGGUCAGCCCGAGGUAAUGUAUUGAAUCAAUAUUUGAGCAACACUUCAAUUGGAACGACAGUAAAUUCAUUCUAACAAAAAAGUUAUUAAUAUAUGUUAAAUUUUAUUCAAUUUUUACUGAAAUGUGAAAUACGUUGCCAAGCAAAAAUUUCAACAAAAAUAUCUAGCAUAUGCAAAUAAAUAUCAAACUAUACAAUGAAAUAUACUCAUAAAAGUUACUGCAAAUUACUGAACCAAUCUUUUAAUAAAUUAAAUAGUGAAUUACAGUAUAACUUUGAUAUUAAAUAGUGAUUUAUAAAAUACAGUUACAGAAGCAUAUAUAACCGCAGGCAAAUAUCAAAAUAUUUUAAGUAUUUUAAAAUUUAAAGUAUUUUAAGAACGGCGUACCAAAUAAAGACAAGAUCCCCUAAUACAACCGCAACUGAUUUUCAAUCACAAAUGAAUGUUAGACGUAUACUGUAUACUAUACCUAGGUCAAUGUGAUUCUUCAUAAACAUACAUGUAGUAGCGUGUUUCAAAAUUGACCUUAAAUUUGUAAUUUGCGCUCCUAUUUUAAUCUUAAUAUUUUGUUGAUUUAUUUUAUAGCCUGGAGCCUGGAAGUGCAGCCAAUGUAAGUCGUGUAUUUUGUCUAUCUUUAUGAAUUAUGUAUUGUCAAUUGGGAUGCCGUGAUAUUACUUUAAAAAGUAGAAAUUGAAUUGUACGGUUAACGGUUCUUGUUUAGCAACCGCGAAGCCCGACUCAGAUCCUCAUGGAACUCGCCGAAGAAGAAAAAGAAGAUCUGGACAAGUCCAUCGCUGAUUUGGAAGAUGAAAACAAGUAAGAUUUCAUUUUCUAGAUCGAAUACACUUUACUGCUUAAUGCGCUUUUGCCGUAAAGGGCUUCGUUUGACUGUUUUACAGUAGCAUGACACAGACAUGAAAGCUAUAUGUUUCUCUUUGAUCUUGAGCACAAUCACAAGCCUAUCCUUAACCCUAUUGCGCACAAACAUGAGAAAAUAACUACUAUACAUUAAAACAAGGGUAUUUUACUAUUAUAAGGGCAAGUCUAUUAAAGUCUAUAUUUGCUCAAGGCUAUUAAGGAAAAACAAGGCUAUUAAAGUCUAUAUUCGCUCAUCCAUCGAUAUAAGUACAUUGAGUAAAGAGCUGUAUGAACACAUUGUAGUCAUGCCUGGAAUUUCUCUAAAACCUUUCCACAGCAGUGACGUCAAAAUUGCCAGCGCCUCUCCACAGCAAUUUUUUCCAAUUCUACCACAGAAGCCCAGGUUCUGAGUGUCGCCCGCAUCCAGGGGGUAGACCCAGAGCAUGGGUUUUCUGUGGUAAUAUCUUAUAUUCACAAUACCUCCUACCUUUUCAUUGUGAUCACAGAUAUGUUGUAACCAUUACUUUGGCAUUUGAUUUUAGGGUCCUCCUUGAAGAACUGAAUCAGUUGAAGUCAUUGACCACGAGCCGUGAUAACUCCCCCGCGGGACAGGAUCGUGAGAAUGACGUCAUGAAUGAGAUCAAGUUACUACGUCAGCAUAGAACACGUCACGAGUCACGUGUCAAAGUAUUGGAAGAUCACAACAGACAACUCCAGCAACAGUUGGCGAAACUGAAGCAAUUGCUUGAACAGGUACUAUUAUACCUAAACUAACUUCCUAGAGGUCCAGUAAGGAUCAUCUCUUAUUGAUCCAGUGUUACUACAGGAGGAAACCUAAACUACUGUAAACUAACUUUAUUUAUACUGGAUGGCUCUAUCAGUUCUAAAUUGUUCUUCCUAGAGGUCCAGUAAGCGUCAUCUCUUGUUGAUCCAGUGUUCUACAGGAGGAAACCUUUAAACUAAACUAACUUUAUUUAUACUGGAUAGCUCUAUCAGUUCUAAAGUGUUCUCCCUAGGGAUCCAGUAAGGAUCAUUUAUUAUUGAUCCAGUGUUACUACAGGAGGAAACUUAAACUAAACUAACUUUAUUUAUACUGGAUAGCUCUAUCAGUUCUAAACUGUUCUUCCUACAGGUCCAGUAAGGAUCAUCUCUUGUUGAUCCAGUGUUACUACAGGAGGAAACCUAACCUAAACUAACUUUAUUUAUACUGGAUAGCUCUAUCAGUUCUAAACUGUUCUCCCUAGAGAUCCAGUAAGGAUCAUCUCUUAUUGAUCCAGUGUUGCUACAGGAGAAAACCUAAACUAAACUAACUUUAUUUAUACUGGAUAGCUCUACCAGUUCUAAACUAUUCUUCCUUCAGUGUUACUACAGGGAGGAAACCUGAACUAAACUAACUUUUUUUUUCUUUUCUAAAUAAUUUUCUAGCCAUCUGAAAGAUCUGGCUCCCGCAUGACACCUGCAUCCUCGGCUGGCUCGGUCAAGAAGCCUGGAUACCAAGCUGAAUCUACCGCGAGUGAAAGUGAUAAUGACGCUGACAGACAACCGCUGGUCGGAGGUGGUGACCGCGGUGUACGAGACCCAGAACUGCGUGACGUCAUGGAUAAAAUAAACACGUCUUUUCCACAUGACGGAGGUAUGUUCAAGAAAUACACGCGUAAAAAAACGCACAAGUUGUUACAGGUCUGCAAACAAGUUGUUACAAAUCUGUUCACAAGCUGUCGACAAGUUGUGUUCGCACUGCUUGUUCCCAGUUGUUGUAACAUGUUUGGAACAAGCUGUUAACGACUUGUAACAAGCUUGAUGGCAUUAUCAGACUUGUUACAAAAUUGUUCCAACAAGUCUGAUACAGUCAUGAUAUAACAAGAAUGUUACAAGGUUGACGACACAAGGUUGUAACAAUAUUGUUCUAUCAUGACUGUAUCGGACUUGUUGGAACAACCUUGUAACAAGCGCCUGAUAAUAUCAACAUGGUUGUUACAAAUUGUUCACAGCUUGUUCCAAACUUGUUGACAACUUGUGACAAGGGGUGCGAAGACAACUUGUUGACGGCUUGUUGACAAACUUGUUACAAGAUGUGAUAUUUUUGCGUUCGAUGUGAGAUGUUCUAUUCAUUGAGAUGGCCAAUAUUUAUAAUAUUUUUAUAAUAUUUUUAAUAUUAUUUAGGGUCUCACAGAGACACGUCAAAACAACCGUUAAUGGACGAAGAACGAUGAUUCACUUUUAAAAACUUUACACAGUGUAGUUAGGAUUUAGGAAAAUACGCUCUUUUUAAUCUUACGUUAUAUAUUCUUGUGUUUUGUCAACCUUGUGGACAUUAUAAUAUGUAAUAGGGUAUUAAUGUUUCAUAUAACCCGCUUAAGAUGUAACACAUUUGAUAUUUUGAGUAUACUAAGAUGUAACUUCUUUCUUUAUAUAACUUAGUUUUUUAUAAUAAAUACUUGCAUAGCAGAAUUUUAAUGUUCCUCUAAACUAAAAACU